AUGAAAACAAUGGGUUCUAAAGAUUUAGUUAAAAUAUUUAGUCCUCCUAUUAAUGUAGACUUCUUGAAUAAUAUGUUUAAUGAAAAUCUUCUUUCUGCUGUUAUGUAUAAUAAAAUUCUUCAAUUUAAUCAAUCACAUGUCAUUAGAAAAUUAAAUGAGUUGUAUGUCGAUAAAAAUAUCUUUGAUAUCCUUCAAUUAAACAGUAUUGAAUUGAUUAGACACUUUAAUAUAGAUAGUAACAUCUUUCUAAAAUGGAAACACAAGGGAAAUAAAAUAAUGUGGUUACAUACUCCUGUUUGUACUUUAAUUCUCAAUAAUCUUCUUAGGCCAGGAAGUUGGGAAGUAAUUGAAAGAAUAGAAAGUAAUGAAAAGAAUGAGAUAUUCAGUAUUCAUGGGAAAUUAGUCUUAUGGUUAGGAAAUGGUACACAUUAUGAAACGGAUGGGUAUACCACUAAAUUCUUUGAACAAAAAAUUACUUCUUCAAAUUAUUACAAUGCUAUGAAAUCUCAUAGAACAUGGUUUACUCUUCUAUUAUUGUCUCAAUCUUUUCGAUAUUUUCUUUCUAUUAAUAGUGUCAAUGUUGAAAUAAUGGAAAAUAUAGGUCAAACUGAAAUAUUCUUAGAUGAAUUAAAAAAGAACAAUCACAGUCUAAAAUGUAUAGAACCUAUUCUUAUUGAACAGUCUCAUCACUUGAAUCAAAAUGAUGUUAAAGAGAUUCGUUUGAAUGAGGAUGUUGAACAUUCUAAUUCUAGUAGUACUAUGACUACUCAUACUUCUAUGAUUGAGAAGAUUCCGUUAAAAGAAACUGAUGAAUCUAUUAAGAUUAUAACAGUCAAUGAUAAUGCUACUCAUACUAUUAAUUUAUUUAACAAUGAAAAUGAUAACUUAGAUGAUUUUUAA
Messenger RNA from Entamoeba histolytica HM-1:IMSS, 900 nucleotides. RefSeq lists its product as uncharacterized. Bases 1 to 900 code for a protein of 299 amino acids. The transcript has a single exon. The record is from RefSeq and is a predicted model, not a curated record. NCBI's taxonomy places the organism in Eukaryota, Evosea, Mastigamoebida, Endamoebidae.